This is a messenger RNA of Neltuma alba, 1710 nucleotides long. RefSeq names its product myb-related protein 1-like. Bases 155 to 1387 code for a protein of 410 amino acids. Lineage: Eukaryota; Viridiplantae; Streptophyta; Magnoliopsida; Fabales; Fabaceae. Gene Ontology annotation, molecular function: DNA-binding transcription factor activity; DNA binding. The transcript is spliced from 7 exons. The record is from RefSeq and is a predicted model, not a curated record.
GCAUGUGAAAAUCUUGUUGGGGAGAGAAAAAAAUCGUACAGAGCUGUUGUGGAAAACUACUCAUAUUUGAAACCUCAAAGGAAUAGCAUUUGAAAAAUACAGCACAACAAAUUCCAACUCUCAGGGUCUUUGAAUCUUCGUCAGAAAAUAGAGAAUGUACUAUCAUCAGCAACAACAAGCAAAGAACAUUCAUUCUUUAACGAUGUCCAACCCUCCUGAGAGGCAUAUGAUCGUCCAUGGUGGACGUGGAACUGGAGACUCAGGACUUGUCCUCUCAACUGAUGCUAAGCCUAGACUAAAAUGGACACCAGAUCUCCAUGAACGCUUCGUAGAAGCAGUUAAUCAGCUAGGAGGGCCAGAUAAAGCUACACCAAAAACAGUAUUGAAACUUAUGGCGAUUCCCGGACUUACUCUAUACCACUUAAAGAGUCAUCUACAGAAAUACAGACUCAGUAAAAAUCUGCAUGGACAGGUCAAUAGUGGAGCCUAUAGAAACGAAGCGGCAGGCCAAAUUUAUGAGACAAGUGAAGUGCAUACGAAAAAUUUGAGCAUCAGACCUCAGACAAACAAGAACUUAGAAAUAAACGAGGCACUACAGAUGCAAAUUGAAGUGCAAAGAAGGUUGCAUGAGCAGCUCGAGGUACAGCGACACUUGCAGCUUCGUAUAGAGGCUCAAGGGAAGUAUCUCAAGGGAGUGCUGGAGAAGGCCCAAGAGACACUAGAGAAACAGAAUCUUGGCACAACAGGACUUGAAGCUGCCAAGGUUCAACUCUCUGAACUGGCGUCUAAAGUAUCAACUCAAUACAUAGAGCCUACAUUUUCAGAGAUAAAAGAAUUACAGGCACUAUGGCCUCAGGAAGCACAAGUGACCAAAACCACCAAUUUUUCGAUGGAUGGCUACUUGACAUCUAGCGAAGGAUCUCAGAGAGACCAAGACACACAUAACGCAGGCUUAAAUUUGAGACUAUGUGAUGGAACUCCAUUUUUAAGGUCAAAAGAGGAUGCUCCAGAGCCUACUCUUCUGAAGGCUGAUCUCACAUUACGUGACCAAUUGCAGGAGAAAAUGUUGUUUCUUUCCCCAUCAAACGAUGAUGCACAUAAAAGAAAUUCAAAACUCAUACCCCAGGAUGUUGGACUUGAAGGAGAAGAAAGCUUGGGGAAACUGCCUGUUUUGAAGGAAGAUAUGAAGUUAGAGGAAGAAAGCUGGUUGAGAAAGGAAAGAGCUGAAAAUGGGGUUGUGCCAGGUAAACUGAACUAUGAGAAGAUUUCUCAAGACUAUAGGCUACCUGACUAUGAGACCGCACUAGACCUAAAUGUUAAUGAUAAAAAUGAUGCUUCUUCUAACUGCCAACAGUUUGACUUGAAUGGAUUUAGCUGGAAUUGCUAGAUGAUAUUGUUAGUGACUGAAUUCUAGAAGCCAUUGAGUUUGAGUUCCUCCAGCAAUAGUUCCGCACUGGAGACAAUCACUGGAGCCUGUAUUAUGCAUAUGUGUAGCAUGGCCCAAUGGAGAUAAACAAGAUAAAUUUCUCCAACAACGACACACUAGACUGUGAGCUGUGUUUUGUAUGAGAUUUAAGAUGACUACACUGUUAUUAUCUACGAAUAGUGUAACUUUUUAAAGAUUUUGUAUUAUAUAAUGAUGAUUGCUUGUAUAUUUAUACAGACGGUAUGACCGUUAUAUAAUAAACAUCAUGUUUUCCAUAGUCCAAA